Molecule: messenger RNA, 3117 nt
Organism: Juglans regia (Persian walnut)
Lineage: Eukaryota; Viridiplantae; Streptophyta; Magnoliopsida; Fagales; Juglandaceae
Product: receptor-like protein kinase 5
Exons: 2
Coding region: 12-3038 (1008 amino acids)
Biological process (GO): protein phosphorylation
Molecular function (GO): ATP binding; protein binding; protein kinase activity
Source: RefSeq, a predicted model, not a curated record
UCAACCUCAAAAUGUCGAGGACAAUCCCAACAUCUGUUGAUUUCUCUCUCUACGCUAACUUCUUCAUGAUCCUCCUCCUCCUCUGCCAUGCCAACUCUCAGCUUAGUACUCAAGAACAAGUAGUGCUGCUCAACCUAAAGCAACACUGGCAAAACCCAAAUUCUCUCAGCCUUUGGAUUCCAUGGAACUCCUCCUCCCACUGUAAUUGGCCUGGGAUUACCUGCUUUGAUGGCUCAGUCACUGAACUACACCUCAAGAGCAAGAACAUCUCUGGAACAGUCCCACCCUUCAUUUGCAACCUCAAGAACCUCAAAGCUAUUAAUUUUUCAUAUAACUACUUCAGUUCAACUGAGUUUCCGAGAGCUCUCUAUAAUUGUUCCAAGCUCGAAGACCUCGACCUCUCGCAGAACUACUUUGGUGGAGCCAUCCCCGAUGACAUUCAUCGCAUGGCUCGGCUUCACAAUCUCAACCUUGGAGGCAAUAGCUUCUUUGGAAACAUCCCAUCAUCUGUCGGGCAGUUGACGGAACUAAGGAUACUUCAACUUUUUGGGUGUUUGUUUAUCGGUUCUUUUCCGCUAGAGAUUGGAAACUUGUCCAAUCUUGAAGAACUAGGAUUGGCGUUUAAUUCUAAAAUGAUGCCGAGAUUGCCUUCCGAGUUCACCAAGUUAAAGAAACUGAAGCUUUUAUGGAUGGUUCAAACGAAUUUGGUUGGGGAAAUCCCUGACAAGAUUGGAGAGAUGGCUUCACUGGAGCAUUUGGAUUUGUCCAUCAACUCUCUGACUGGGAAAAUUCCGAGCAGUUUGUUAAUGCCAAAGAAUUUACGUAUACUUUAUCUUUACGAUAACAACUUGUCCGGGGAGAUUCCUCAGGUUGUUGAAGCUUUGAACCUAGAAAACAUUGAUCUCUCAGAAAAUAAUUUGACUGGGACAAUUCCCGAUGAUUUUGGAAAACUCAUAAAACUGUCAGGUCUGAGUUUGUUUUGCAAUCAGUUAUUUGGAAAAAUCCCAGAUAGCAUUGGCCGUCUUCCGGGGCUUAUAGUUCUUAAAGUGUUUAGCAACAAUUUUUCAGGUACUUUGCCUCCAGACCUUGGUCGGAAUUCAAUGCUUCAAGAGUUUCAGGUUGCAACCAAUAUGCUUACAGGCCAGUUGCCAGAACACUUGUGUGACAAUGGAAGGUUGUUGGGAGUGGUAGCUUUUAAAAACAACCUCGAUGGAGAAUUGCCCAAGUCUCUUGGAAAUUGUAGCAGUUUGAUUAUUGUCAGAGUUUCCAGUAAUCGGCUCUCUGGGUGUAUUCCUAGCGGCAUGUGGACAUCACAGAACAUGAAAAUGUUGAUGUUAAGUGAUAAUUCUUUUAUGGGUGAGCUUCCUGAGAUAUUGUCACGGAAUCUUUUAUGGUUGGAGAUCUGCAACAACAUGUUUUCAGGUAAAAUUCCGGAGGGAGCUUCUUCCUGGAGGAAUUUGGUGGUUCUUGAGGCUAGUAAUAACCUCUUGAAUGGCACCAUUCCUCAAGGAUUAACAAUUCUUCCUCAUUUGACAACUCUUUUGCUUGAUCGGAACCAACUCUCGGGCUCCCUUCCAUCAGAUAUUAUUUCAUGGAAAGCCCUUAAUACUCUAAACAUUAGCCGAAAUGCAAUCUCUGGACAGAUUCCAGGGAAACUUGGUUUUUUACCAAGCCUUUCUGAAUUGGAUUUGUCAGAAAACCGGCUAUCUAGCCAAAUUCCACCGCAACUUGGCUUUUUGAAGCUCACUUCCCUCAAUCUUUCUUCCAAUCAUCUGAGUGGGAGUAUCCCAAUUGAAUUCGAAAAUGAUGCAUAUGCCAACAGUUUCUUGAACAAUCCUGGCCUUUGUGCUAAUCGCCCUUCAUUAAACAUCAACGAGUGCAAUUCGAAACCAAACAAAACUUCACACCAAUUAAUGGUUUGGAUUAUAAGUAUGGUGAUAGCAGUUAUUCUAGGUUUGUUAAUCUCAUUCUUUAUCAUCAAAGUUUACAGAAAAAGAAAGCUGCAUGGAUUGGAUUCCACAUGGAACAUCACCCCAUUCCAGAAUCUGAAUUUCACAAAAUUAGACAUUUUGUCAGGAUUGACAGAAAAAAAUGUGAUUGGUUGCGGUGGAUCAGGGAAGGUAUACCGUGUUCCUUUUAAUAAUUCAAUUGAUCUUGUUGCUGUGAAGAAGAUAUGGAAUAACAGAAAGCUUGAAGAGAAGCUUGAAAAAGAAUUUCUAGCAGAAGUUAAAAUACUGAGUUCAAUUCGACAUUCCAACAUAGUGAAAUUGCUCUGCUGCAUCUCCAAUGACAACUCAAAGCUUCUUGUCUACGAUUAUUUGGAAAAUCGUAGCCUAGACCAAUGGCUGCACGAGAAGAGUAGAGCAUCAACUAUCUCAAGUUCAGUCCAUCAUGUUGACCUAGAUUGGCCUAAGAGGUUGCAUAUAGCAGUUGGGGUUGCUCAAGGGCUUGCCUACAUGCACCAUGACUGCUCACCACCCAUUAUUCAUCGAGAUGUGAAGUCCAGCAACAUCCUUUUAGAUCUCGAGUUUAAUGCGCAGAUAGCUGAUUUUGGUCUUGCCCAAAUGCUGAUCAAGGAGGGAGAAUCUGCUACAAUGUCAUCUGUGGCAGGCUCUUUCGGCUACAUAGCUCCAGAAUAUGCUCGUACGAAACGAGUGAAUGAGAAGAUUGAUGUUUAUAGUUUUGGAGUUAUCCUUCUGGAGCUGACAACAGGAAGGAAAGCUAAUGACGGUGAUGAACACACAUCUCUUGCAGAAUGGGCAUGGCGAUAUUUUCAAGAAGACAAAUUUAUAGCUGAUGCCUUGGAUGAGGAAGUCAAGGAACACUGUUACAUGGAUUCCAUGUGCUGUGUUUUUAGACUCGGACUCAGUUGUACUCACAUACAGCCUUUUACGCGGCCAUUCAUGAAAGAGGUUUUGAAGGUUUUACUGCGAUGUUACAACCAGCUCUUACUCGGUUAUGGAGAGAAGAUUAAUGGUGCAAGUCAUGCUUGCGAUAUAGAUCGAUGCUUUUCCCCUCCUAAAGAGUUCGAAGCGUGAGAGGAUGCUAGAACAUGAUGAUGAUGAUGGUGUAAGUAUGGCAUCCAUCGUUUGAUCAUGACUACUUCCUUUGAUGAAA